Molecule: messenger RNA, 1248 nt
Organism: Aphanomyces astaci
Lineage: Eukaryota; Oomycota; Saprolegniomycetes; Saprolegniales; Verrucalvaceae
Exons: 1
Coding region: 1-1182 (393 amino acids)
Biological process (GO): regulation of transcription by RNA polymerase II
Cellular component (GO): SWI/SNF complex; NuA4 histone acetyltransferase complex
Molecular function (GO): chromatin binding
Source: RefSeq, a predicted model, not a curated record
AUGUAUUGCGGUGGCGACGAUCUGAAUGCGGUGGUGUGCGAUGUCGGGUGCCUGCGGUCGCGGAUGGGAUACGCCGGCGAAGACGACGCGCGGUACAUCAGCACACCCUCUAGCGAUAUGAACGGAAUUAUGACCGCUGAGGGCACGGUGGCCUCCUUCGAUGCGCUGGAAGUGUCGUUGGACGAAGGGUUUGCACGGUUGGGAGUGGAAUCGACGCGGCAACAUCCGAUCAUGUGGAGCGAGAGCAGCUUCCAAACGUUGCUGGAUCAACAACAGUCGUCGAGCAAGAGUAGCAGCGACCGGGAAGCGAUCGCAGAGCUGUUCUUUGAGAAGUACGACGCGCCGGCGUACUUUGUGUCCAAGUCGGCCGUGUUGACCUGCUUUGCCAACGGCCGCAGCACGGGGAUGGUCGUGGAGAUGGGGCAUGGCAGCGCAGCGGUGGUUCCAGUCACGGACGGAUAUGUCGUGGGCCAGCACGCCGUUCGACACGUGUCCGUGGGCGGCCACGCCCUCGAUACGUUCCUCCGCGAUCGUGUGCUGGACAAACUGGAACGAGGGCGCCAUCAGUCCCUCUCUCCCAUCGACACGUCGACCUCGUCCGUUCCAAAAUCCACCGCUACGUCAUCGUCGUCCUUGCUGUCCUGGUCGAUUAUCCGCGACCUCAAGGAAAGCAUCUGCCGGACCGCGGAAUCCCAUUUCGACGAAACCACCAACGCCAAUAUCCCUCAAAUGCCGUACGAACUCCCCGACGGCACGCAAAUCUCCAUCGGGGUCGAGCGGUUCUCUGUAGCCGAACACUUGUUCCACCACCCCGACCCAUCGCCACCAACGUCUCCACCCCACCAAGGCGGCGGCAUCGGCGGCAUAUACCUUCCAGGCCUCGUCGUCGACGCCGCCUCGCGGGGAGAUGCCGACUCGAAGAAGGAAUUCCUGCAAAACAUCGUGCUCGGGGGCGGCUCGUCAUGCUUUGAGUCGUUCCCGACGCGCCUCGAGCGAGAGAUCUUGGCGAUGCUGCCCAGCGCCAAGCUCAAACUCCUCGCGCCGCCGCCCAACGAGCGCACCCUCAGUGCCUUCCUCGGCGGAUCCAUUCUCGCCUCCCUAGGCUCGUUCCAUGAGAUGUGGAUAUCCAAGACUGAAUAUGCCGAGCACGGCGCCCACCUCGUCCAAAAAAAGUGCCCGUAGUCGCAAUAUAUAUAUAUAUAUUGGUGCCCCCGCAAAUGAGACAUUUCUCGAUUAAUAAUACUACUA